UAGAUUGCGUCACAAACCAAAAAGGUUAUUCAUUUCUCGAUGUACAAAUAUUAUUAAAGUCGAAUGUAAAUUUACAAGAAAUUUGGGGGAAACGAAUAAACGGCGACGGAAGGGCUGCCACUAGACCGAGAAGAAGCAAAGACAGACGAGCUCUGUUUUUGCAAGAGAGAGUUUUUUAUAAUAAAAACUGGAAAAGGGCAACAAAACGACUCUUUGGCCGGUGAAACUGUCAAAAAGACAUUAAGACUUGGUCUCUCUCCCACUGCACCGCCGAUCCUUCUCUACUUGUCAAACUAUAAAAGAAAAAGAGUAUUUUUUUUUGUGGAGACCACCACCACCACCUUCGAUCGAUUUCUACUAACUUGUUCUUCUUCUUCUUUCUCAACUCUCUUGUCUUUUGUCUCUCCACCAAUUUUUUCUUGUUCUUUCUCUCUCCACCACAUAAAAAAAAAAAACCUAGCUUUGUCCCCUCAACUCACUGAUUGAACUGCUUGAUUUUCGAUUGAUCAUCUGGGUGGUUUUGAAUCGAAGAGUAUUGUUGUAUUAGUGGCUGGUGGCUCUCCAAAAGAGUAAGGCCGGAGAGAGAAAUCAAUGGCCUCUGGCGGCGGAGAGGCGGAUAAAUCACUUGAAAUCGGGUCCGGGACCGCGGAUCCCAAAAUAGGCGGUACUGGGAGCAGGAGCGCCGGAGAAGAACGAUACUUCAGGGCAGAUACACUGGAUUUCAGUAAAUGGGAUUUGCAUAUGGGUCAAACCUCUACUAGCAGCGUCCUCACCAAUUCCGCUUCCACGAGCGCUCCCGCACCGGCGAUGCAGGAAUGGGAGAUUGACCUCUCCAAACUCGAUAUGAAGCACGUCCUCGCUCACGGUACUUACGGCACUGUCUACCGCGGUGUCUACGCCGGCCAAGAAGUCGCAGUGAAAGUGUUAGAUUGGGGAGAAGAUGGUUACGCCACACCAGCUGAAACUACAGCUCUCCGUGCUUCCUUCGAGCAAGAGGUCGCCGUCUGGCAGAAGCUCGAUCAUCCCAACGUUACCAAGUUUAUAGGAGCAUCCAUGGGAACCUCUGAUCUGCGGAUCCCUCCUGCUGGUGAUACUGGCGGACGUGGUAACGGUGCACAUCCUGCGAGGGCCUGUUGUGUUGUGGUUGAAUAUGUUGCCGGAGGCACGCUUAAGAAGUUCCUCAUCAAGAAAUAUAGGGCCAAACUACCCAUCAAGGAUGUCAUUCAGCUCGCUUUGGAUCUCGCUAGAGGGCUUAGUUACCUCCACUCCAAGGCGAUUGUACAUAGGGACGUGAAGUCAGAGAACAUGCUGUUACAGCCUAACAAGACGCUGAAGAUCGCUGAUUUCGGGGUAGCUAGAGUUGAAGCUCAGAACCCUCAAGACAUGACGGGUGAAACUGGAACACUUGGAUACAUGGCACCAGAGGUUCUUGAAGGAAAGCCUUACAACAGGAAAUGCGAUGUCUAUAGCUUUGGGGUAUGCCUCUGGGAAAUAUACUGCUGUGACAUGCCCUAUGCUGACUGUAGUUUUGCUGAGAUCUCUCACGCCGUUGUUCAUAGGGUUCCUCUCUCUCUCUCUGUCUAUACAUACAAUCUCUCCUAUGUUAAAGCUAAUCAGGAAAUCUAAUGAAGUCACUGUUUGGUGCAUCUUGCUCAGAAUCUGAGACCAGAGAUUCCGAAAUGCUGCCCGCAUGCGGUGGCAAACAUCAUGAAGAGAUGCUGGGACCCGAAUCCAGACAGGCGUCCGGAGAUGGAGGAGGUGGUGAAGCUGCUUGAAGCCAUAGACACAAGCAAAGGUGGUGGAAUGAUAGCUCCGGACCAGUUUCAGGGGUGCCUCUGUUUCUUCAAACCUCGAGGCCCCUGAAUCUCUCUCCCUCUCUUUCCUUUUUGCUCCGUGUCUGAUAUAUUCUUGAGAGCUGCGUGAUUCUUUGGAUUUUGUAUUUACUUUGAGCUAUGGGAGUUGGAUUGGUGUGGGUUUUGUCAUAAGAAUCUUUCUGCGCUCUAUGUAUUUAUAUACUUAACACAGUCGUGUAUAAUUCGAUUAAGCUUUAUUUUAUUUUUUGAUGUUGAUUCGAA
This is a messenger RNA of Arabidopsis thaliana (thale cress), 2075 nucleotides long. It is a transcript of the gene ATMRK1, whose product is annotated as Protein kinase superfamily protein. The transcript has 5 exons. Gene Ontology annotation, biological process: response to blue light; response to red light; cellular response to carbon dioxide. Gene Ontology annotation, molecular function: protein serine/threonine kinase activity; protein serine kinase activity; kinase activity. Gene Ontology annotation, cellular component: cytosol. Bases 592 to 1626 code for a protein of 344 amino acids. Lineage: Eukaryota; Viridiplantae; Streptophyta; Magnoliopsida; Brassicales; Brassicaceae. The record is from RefSeq and is marked reviewed.